AUAUAAAGCAAAGAUCUCUGUAUCCGUGGAGCCAGAUCUGAAAUCAUGUGCAGAGAACCAGCAGAUACAAAUUGUUCCUGUCCAGAAUGGGCAAAGGAUUUGCAGUUAUCCAUUGGUACCUUGAUUCACAAGUUAGAGGCUGGACAUAAUCUACUGGCAACUAGUCUAUACAGAAAGAAAGCAAACAGCAGAAGCUCCAAAAAAGAAGCAAUGAGAAUAACAGAUUCGUUCAGCCAGCUGCUCAGUAGCAAAGAUGGUCUUCUAGCAUUCAGCAAAUUCUUGAAAACAGAAUUCAGCGAAGAGAACCUUGAAUUCUGGAUGGCCUGUGAAGAGUACAGAAAGAUUCAUUCGGAUAAUAAGCUCAGAACCAGAGCCCAAACCAUAUAUCAGGAAUUCCUUCAGAGUGGAGCACCACGAGAGGUCAAUAUUGAUCACCAUACAAGGGAGUUCACACUCCAACAAAUGGCCAUUGCGUCUAAAAACUGUUUUGAUGCAGCCCAAGAACAUACUCGAGUUCUGAUGGAAAAAGACUCAUAUCCUCGUUUUAUUAAAUCCCCUCUCUACAAGGAACUGUUGCAUAAACCCUCUGUAAGAAAAUUGAAGCUGUCCUUCAGAUGAAUACUGAGCAGAAGAGACUAGUAGGUAGCAAAAUUGAAGACCUCAGAAGAGGAUUCCACAGAAUCGGGGGCCAUUGUCAACCCCCUGUGUGUUAGACCAGAAACUGACACACGCGUGAAGUCUAAUUAUUUACCAUCAUCAACAUGGACUUUAAAUACAGGAGAACAGAGAAGAAAUGGAGAUUAAAGCUCUUUGGAUUGUAAUGAAGUGGGAGGACGCACAGUGCCAGUGUGUCUGAUGAGUUUUAAUCCUUGGUAAUUAAUGCAAACAAUUUCUAAAUAUCAACACGCUAAUAGGAGUGUGGCAACAGACUAUCAGACGUUGUUCCGAACAGACGCCAGGCAUUUAGAUAUCAUCUGUCAGCCUAAAACAGUUAUGUUAUUUUAUCAAUAUGUUUGUGUUUAUUUCUAUACCAGUGCUGUUUAUUUUAUUUAAUCCUGAAUUUCGGAUUUUUACUACUGCUUUCAAAUUGGUGGUAUUGUCCUACUUAAGAAUAGCAGAUUUUGUGAUACUACGAGAAGUGCUUAAGGCAAAUCACAAGCCCAAGGGGGUAAAUAUGUAACUUAGAUACUUUGAGCUUCCCUAUACAACACAACAAGAAAAUCCCUGAUUUCGUGGUAACUCAGUGAGGUUUAGUUGAUGAUUACGUAUUCUGAUAGAUGUGGGUACAUUUUGGGAAAUAGAGCAGACAAUAAAAAAAAACCUUACGAGAUGCAAUCUUCCCUUCAAAUAAAUCUUCCAAUUCAUAUCUCAUAUUUAGAUAUCUAAGAAUGCAGGAGGGCUUUAAAACAGUGUACU
Molecule: messenger RNA, 1416 nt
Organism: Pelobates fuscus (common spadefoot toad)
Lineage: Eukaryota; Metazoa; Chordata; Amphibia; Anura; Pelobatidae
Product: regulator of G-protein signaling 16-like
Exons: 5
Coding region: 46-618 (190 amino acids)
Source: RefSeq, a predicted model, not a curated record